Juglans regia (Persian walnut) is the source of this 1409-nucleotide messenger RNA. RefSeq lists its product as uncharacterized. Lineage: Eukaryota; Viridiplantae; Streptophyta; Magnoliopsida; Fagales; Juglandaceae. Gene Ontology annotation, cellular component: plasma membrane. The record is from RefSeq and is a predicted model, not a curated record. The transcript is spliced from 3 exons. Bases 98 to 1282 code for a protein of 394 amino acids.
CACUCUCGCUGCCUCCUCUUUCCCACUGUCCCUACAAACAGAGUACGCAUAUAUAGCGACAGACAGAGAGAGAGAGAGAGAGAGAGUUGAGUGGAAAAUGGCUCAAAGCUCCAGAAGAAGCAAAUGGGUUUCGCUGUUGAUGCUUCUCUUUGCUCAUCCGGCCACUGCAAUUCCUGCAGAAGAUGGUCCUGUACCAAACGGUGAUUUCGAGACGACCCCAGCAAACGGGUUCCCGAGCUUGACCCUGGUAGACAGAGCCACCGCGAUCCCGAGCUGGAAAUCGAAGGGCACGGUGGAGCUCGUAGAAGCGGGGGAGAAACAGGGCGGGAUGAUACUCAUCAUACCGCAAGGUAGACACGCGGUGCGGCUCGGUAACGACGCCGAGAUCAGCCAAGGGCUGAGCGUGGAGAAGGGGUCCAUUUACUCGGUCACCUUCAGCGCCGCCCGCACCUGCGCGCAGUUGGAGUCGCUUAACGUGUCCGUGCCGCCUGCGUCGCAGACGAUAGACUUGCAGACGCUUUACAACGUGCAGGGGUGGGACCCGUACGCCUACGCGUUCGAGGCGGAGGAGGAAGAGGUGAGUUUGGUUUUUAGGAAUCCGGGCAUGGAGGAUGACCCCACUUGUGGCCCCAUCAUUGACGAUAUUGCCAUAAAAAAGCUCUUCACUCCCGAUGGACCCAAAGAAAAUGCAGUUAUAAAUGGCGAUUUUGAAGAAGGCCCAUGGCUGUUUAGAAACACCUCACUCGGUGUCUUACUCCCCACCAAUCUUGAUGAAGAAAUAUCCUCAUUACCGGGUUGGAAUGUGGAAUCUAACAGAGCCAUUCGCUACAUAGACUCCGACCAUUACACAGUUCCCCAAGGCAAAAGGGCAGUUGAAUUGCUUUCAGGUAAGGAAGGCAUAAUUUCUCAAAUGGUGGAAACAACACCAAACAAACCGUACACCUUGACCUUUUCCUUGGGCCAAGCUGGGGACAAAUGCAAGCAGCCACUUGCUGUCAUGGCCUUUGCUGGAGAUCAGGCUCAAAACACCCAUUACACGCCUGAUUCCAACUCUUCCUUUCAGAGUGCUAAUCUCAACUUCACAGCCAAGGCUGAGAGGACCAGAAUUGCAUUCUACAGUGUCUAUUAUAACACGAGAAGCGACGACAUGAGUUCGCUAUGCGGUCCGGUGGUGGAUGAUGUGAGAGUGUGGCUUUCUGGGUGUAGUAGAAAUGUGUUUGAAGGAUUGAUGAGUUUGGGGCUUGGCUUUGCUCUUUCGAUGUUGGUUUUCAUCAUGGUGUAGGGUUUGUGUAAUGUAGGUUAUGUGUUACCUAAUGUGUAUGCUUUUGUAAGUUUGGCAUGUUUCUAUGUGUGGCUUUAGAAUUUUUCUAUAUAUGGGAAAUGAGUCGCAUAUUGUAUUUUGUUGGGGA